This is a messenger RNA of Plasmodium vivax (malaria parasite P. vivax), 2220 nucleotides long. RefSeq lists its product as hypothetical. Gene Ontology annotation, molecular function: zinc ion binding. The record is from RefSeq and is a predicted model, not a curated record. Lineage: Eukaryota; Apicomplexa; Aconoidasida; Haemosporida; Plasmodiidae. Bases 1 to 2220 code for a protein of 739 amino acids. The transcript has a single exon. Gene Ontology annotation, cellular component: nucleus.
AUGAAUGGCCCCUGCCCAGGCGAAGCGGCCGGGGUAGACCCGCGAGAAGCCCCAAAUGAGGAACUCAUAAAUGUGAGGAAAACUUUUCUGGAAGGAGAGGAAGAUGAGUACACGAAGAGCAGUCGUCGGUAUUUACAGGACGAGGAGAACUACUUCAAUAGAAUAAAAACGUACACCUUGUGGGUAAAAAAACCCGUGCAUCUAUGUUCCCUCCUUUUGGCUAGAAACGGGUUCAUAUGUGAAAAUGAAACUACGGUAAGGUGCGAAUUGUGUAGAUGCAAAUUUGUGUACCAAAAGGACACCUAUUCUAUGUACACAAAAAUAAACGACUUAUGUUUGCUCCAUUUGAAGAACUGCCCCUGGAAAGGGAAGCUAAUGGAUCUGCAGAUUCUCCGCCUCGAUGGGGACUCUUUACAAAGGGACAACCUAUUGAGGGAAUACCAAAAUGUGAGCACCUUCCUGCAAAGUGGUACAAACGAUGUGCCCUAUGUUGACAUAAAAAAAACGAUUGGAGACCUUCUCCUAAUUGUUAAGAAGCACCUGGCGAAUGAGGACUCGAAGAAGAAGUUUCUCCUCUUCAGUUCCUACGUAGAAUUAUUCAAAACCCACUACGUGGAAAUAUUUAAGAAUCACAAAAAGCUGGUCGACCGAGGAAUGCACCUUAUACAGUCCAAUUACAACCAUUUGAAAACCCCCCUUGUCGAUGAAGCCUUCCUGAACAGCCUCACAUAUGACCCCCUAGACGUACACACGUACAUUAACAUCGUUGCAGAUGAGAAUAGAAAGGCAGAGAGACUUACCCACCCCGAUGCAGACCUCCACAUGUAUUUUAAAAUUGUAAACCAGAUGAAGGACUUCCAAUAUGAAGACGUCAAUAUUUAUAAGCUCAUCGCGCUGUUGGGGUGGACCUAUAGGGAUUCUCCUCAGGGGGAGGACCCAAAUGGGGAUUCACACAUCCUCUACUGUAGGUACUGCUUUAGGGAGGUUAACUUGGGGGACUAUUCUACCCUUUCGAGGAGGCACAACCGGAUGGAUUUGUUCAAGGCCAUCGAUGUGGAGCCCCCAGGGGAGGUCGCCAACGAGUCGGUAGACGACGCGCGCCACGCGCUGGAGCGCCUCACGGGGUUGGCGCACGCCUGGGUUGAGGUGGAGCAAAAGGAGGCAAAUGAAAAAGAGACAGCAGAAAUGGAGGCAGCAGAAAUGGAGGCAGCAGAAAAAGAGGCACCUGAAAAAGAGGUGGAAGAAAAGGAGGCGGUUGAAAAAGAGGAAGCAGAAAUGGAGGCAGCUGAAAAAGAGACAGCAGAAAAGGAGCAGGAAGAAAACCCGGUGGAAGAAAAAAAUGGCGGAGAAAAAGAGAGAAAAGAACCCUCGGGGGAAGAAAAAAACGACGGAGAACAGGAGGGAGAAGAACCCCCGGUGGAAGAAGAGAACGACGGAAAAAAGGAGGAAGAAGAACCCCCAAGGGAAGAAAAUAACGGCGGGGAAAAGGAGGUAGAAAACCCGGUGGAUGAAACUAACGGCGGAGAAAAGGAGGGAGAACCCCCCGUGGAAGAAAUUAACGGCGGGGAAAAGAAAGGCAACGAAAAUGCAAGCGACGACGCGAAGGGCGACCCCAAUGAGGGAGGCGGCACAAAAGACGAUCCCGCCGAGGAGCAGGAGGGGUUCUCCUUCAAGUGGAGCAUCAAGCAGUUCUUUCUCCCAAAAAAGAGCACCGACAAGGGGGAUAAAAACCAAAGCGCUGAUGACGCCUCGCCAAGAGAAUGCCCCCCGACGAGCGUCAACCAGGGGGAGUUAACCCCAAAUAGGAAAAGGAACUCACCGUGUGCAAGGAAAAGACGAAAAAAAAAAGUGCAGUUGAAAGAUAUCCUCAGCCGCGUAUUCCUCGAGGUAAGUAGCUACACGGAAAACGAAAUUUUAUUUAGCAAAGCGGCGAACGAUUGUUACGUAUUGAGGGGGGGCCCCCACUUGGCCUAUUUGGAUAAGGAGCCCACGCCAGCGGAGGACGGUACGGACGGCGCCAACUGCACGGGUAAUACUGCAGAAUGCGCAGAAACAGCUGGCAACACGCAGAAGAGAACCAUUCGAGCGUUCAACUUGAUUGAGAACCACCGGGCCUUCUGCCCCUACAUGACGGAAGACCUGUAUUCGUUCUCCAAGAUAACGAGGCUCCUCUUCGAGCUUGUCACGUCGGAGUUUCAGCGGCGGUACGUCAUGAGGUAG